ACUCAACUCGUCCAAGUUCACAGAAUGACAGAAUCUGCGACUAUGAAACCUGUUCGGUUCGUGUUGGAAAACGAAUCGUCUAGUGGAAUAGAACCGCGGCCACGGGGACGAAAAUCCUUGGACAAUCACCUUGAAGGCGAUCGCAAGUCUCGCAACCGUCGCAAUCAAAGAGCAUACCGUCAACGGCAACAACAGCAGUUAUUGGAAGCCGAGAAAGAGCGUGACAACUAUAAGGAAAAUUAUGCCAAACUGCAACAACGAUUAAUCGAUAAGAACGGCAAACUGGAAAGAAUGGCAAACUUGGUAUAUGACAUGGAACGCCUUUGCGUAUUGCAAGGCAUCGCUGUACCAAGUUCGAUCAAAGAGCGACUCAGCAUGUUCAAGCAAAGAGCAGCAGAAGAUCUUGAUGAACAAUUUGCUGAUAUAAACGAAUCCCUACGCUCCAUACCAAAUCCUGUAUACGAAACACCUCAUUCUGAUUCCAGUGUAAUUACAAAUACAGAACCUAGCCCCCACAGUAUCAUUGAAUCUCCGCCAUCAGCUUUGGAAGAGGUCUUACCGACGUUCGAUAGCCCAUUAACAGAAGACAUGGACCCAGUCGCUAUGCAGAUCGAUGACAUGGCGGAUAUCCCCGCACUCGAAGAAUUUUCGACGCCAGAAAGUACUGAAGGUUCUAGCAUGUCAAGUCAAAUCAGUCCACUUCGGGGUCCUAUACCGAGACAUGUUGCUUUGUACUACAUUCAGUCUCAAUACCUCAAGAAACUGACCGACCCAGACAAAGAAUAUCCACCUUCUGGCCUGGAUCCUACUCCGCUUGAACUGGCACUGAGUGACAAGGUUCGCUUCCACCCAAGGCUUCGAUUUUUGCCUUGUCCAAAGCUGCGCGAACGGUUAAUCCUGUUCCAAGAUGUCCUUGAUAUUAAUUCCGUCGUCGAUCAUAUUGUCAAGGGCGCUACAUGUUGGGGCCGAGAUCCACUACAAAACGAUGCAUGGGAAUUGCCAGAAGUGCUGUUUUAUGAUUUUUGGUUCAUUUGUGAUGAAGAUAUGCUGCGUUGUACCAAUAAGUGGCGUCUUCUCAACGGCAAGCCCCCGAUUGUCUGGGACAACGCUGGUCGGCAUGUCAAGAAAGACGCAGGUCCUUUAGGAAAAUCUCAAGGAAAGCUCUUAGGAUUUUUUGCGGAAGAGUCUACGAACAAUGGUCAAUCAUUAGCCAUGUAAGAUGAUGUGUAUUUGGGUCUAGACUUCGCAUGUAAAUAAAAGCAACG
Molecule: messenger RNA, 1265 nt
Organism: Umbelopsis ramanniana AG
Lineage: Eukaryota; Fungi; Mucoromycota; Umbelopsidomycetes; Umbelopsidales; Umbelopsidaceae
Exons: 1
Coding region: 25-1218 (397 amino acids)
Source: RefSeq, a predicted model, not a curated record